Molecule: messenger RNA, 1530 nt
Organism: Dermacentor silvarum
Lineage: Eukaryota; Metazoa; Arthropoda; Arachnida; Ixodida; Ixodidae
Product: adult-specific rigid cuticular protein 15.5
Exons: 3
Coding region: 1-645 (214 amino acids)
Cellular component (GO): chitin-based extracellular matrix
Molecular function (GO): structural constituent of chitin-based larval cuticle
Source: RefSeq, a predicted model, not a curated record
AUGAUCGCACAAGUGUUCUUGGUUUGCCUCUCGGCAGCGGCCUCUUCGGCUGGCGUCGUAGGAGGCUAUGGAGGUCUCGGCUUGUUCGGGGGCCUCGGAGGUCACGGCUUUGGUUACGGAGCGGCUUUGGCAGCUCCACUAGCUCCGCAAGCCACCAAGUUCGGCUACCUGACCACCGACGGACACGGCAACACGCAGGCGCGCAGUGAGGUGUCGGACGCGCACAACCGUCGCGUCGGCUCCUAUAGCUACCGGGACGCGUACGGCCUCACGCGCAAGGUCAACUACGUAGCCGACGCGAACGGAUUCCGCGCCGUCGUCAGCACCAACGAGCCCGGCACUGCGGCGUCGAAGCCAGCCGCCGCCGCCUACAACACACCAGCCAAGGGGCCAGUCGUGGUCGCUACGCCGGCGGUGCCUGCGGUGCCCGCGGUCGCCAAGGUAGCCACUGUUGCGGCUGCUCCCGUCGUCGCCUACGGAGGCCUCGGCCAUUUGGGCGGCUUCGGCCAUCUCGGCGGAUAUGGACUCGGCCACUUCGGUGGCUACGGUCACGUCGGCGGCUACGGUCACCUUGGCGGCUACGGUCACCUUGGCGGCUACGGUCACCUUGGCGGCUACGGUCAUUUCGGCUAUGGGUAUCAUUAGAACGGCUGACCCAAUGUGACCCUCUGGACGGUGUCGAAUUCGUCCACGGUGUCGAACCCCGCCUUGUUGUCUCCUUCGAUAAAGUUGCAUAGGGUGUGACCCUAGUAGGAGCUUUCGCAAAAGACAAGAUGGCGGAAUUCGACAUCAUGGCGGCACUCAACAGCGUCCAGUUUAGAACCCUCGUACACACGAAACCGGCACUAUCCGUGCCUAUGAGACAUCUGCGACACAAUACGUUAUCUACGCUGCAAUCGAACACUUCAAAAAAGUGAUAAGAGCGCCUUAGGGACUGCAUGUUGACGUUUCAAUAGAUGGUGCUUUUCGCAAAAACCGGUUUGCAUUUGUUGCCAAAGGUGGCGAAUGCUGGAAGUUCUUCAGUGAUUCUCGGUGCUGAAUUCAACGCAGUCAACGCUGGUGACUCCUGAAAUCAAUAGCAGUAGCUUCUUGUCAAAGCACUGUCUUAUAAUUCAGACGCCCCUUGGCCGACGGCACCGCAAUACUCCCUGGACAUCAUGAGAAACAAUUCAAGAACGCUGAAUCACAUGCCCGUGGUUCAUUCCAUUCUUCGGCAUAACCAUAAACUGCAGAAUCUAAAAGUAUACGGCAUCGAUGCACAAUGUUUAACAUCUUACUCAGCGCAUGUGAGAUCAAUUUACAUGACCACAAAUCGGCGUAUUAAGUGGGACAUCUUUUAAAACAGAUUUUGCUUCUUUCGGCUCUGUUUAUUGGAAUGCAAAGUUUUCAGACACAAUUGUCUGUGGUUCUCAUGUGACAUAUGCAGUUUCUUUAAUGUUUCAGUGUGCAUUUUCGGACGUGUAUAUGGACAAUUCGUCUUACUCCUCGGAUCCCACAAUAGCAAACAUAUGGAAAUAAAUGACAAACCAU